Messenger RNA from Periophthalmus magnuspinnatus, 2776 nucleotides. RefSeq names its product probable transcription-associated protein 1. The record is from RefSeq and is a predicted model, not a curated record. The transcript has 9 exons. Lineage: Eukaryota; Metazoa; Chordata; Actinopteri; Gobiiformes; Gobiidae. Bases 1 to 837 code for a protein of 278 amino acids.
AUGGUCUCAUGGAGGAACAAGACCCUGCAGUUUCUGUGUGGAAAUUUGUCCUCUACAUUUGACCCAUCCUUCAAUGCCACAUGGAAUCUAAAAGAGGAUUCAAGCUGUGGAAUGGAGUUUUUUGGACAUGUGUCCUUUUUCGACUUUAUGUGCUUGGUCGCCACAGCAUUUAACAAAACCAUUGGUGUUUGUUCACAUGAGGUUGUUAUCAAGUUAUAUUCGAAAUUUGGUAUGAUUACUGCAACAACAAUACCAACAACAUUACCAACAACCACAUCAACAACAACCUUACCGACAACAGAACAACCGCAAACAACAGCAAAACUAAAAACGACAACAAUCAAAUCAACAGCUACCAGGACCUGUCCUCCCACUGUGACAGCAUCGUCCACCAGCCCCACCACAACAACCACAAGGUCUCUAUCAUCUGAAGGAAAUGUCCAUAGACGUAGUAUGGUCAAUGAUCCAACAGACAAAGUGGUCACAGACACUGUUGUGUAUACCAUAUUGGGGCUGUCUUUUAUUCUGAAUUUGCUGUUGGCAUUUUCUGUUGCUAUACUUUGUCAGAGAAGAUACAGCCAUGGCGCAUCGAUGAAUCCUUGGCCAGUCCCAAUCAGUGAAGAGGACGUCACCACAAAACAGGUCCAGAACAGUAUAUCACAGACUCAAGGAAAAUGUUCUGCUGAAGAGUGGACAAGUAGUCAAAGUCACCUGCAUGUUUCUGAAACUAUGAACUGCAGUGGAUCAGAGUCAAGAGUAAAGGUGUUGAACUCUAAUAGAAAUUCAGCCUGUACCAGGCCAGGAGCGCAGUGUAUGUCUGAAGAGGAUGACUGGUAAGCCUGUUAAGUGAGCAGCUUUUUCUUUUAAAGAUGGUCAGUGUUCUACAAAAAUAUGUUAAUAAUCUGUGAAAUGUGAUCGUUCAUGAAAGUGCACAAGAUUUUUUUUCUGAGACACAUCAUAUAGUUAACAUAGCGAAAUGAUUAAAUUUACAGCAGAACUGAAAAGUUGCACUAAAGCGAUGCUUCUCAUCUACUAUAAAUCAUUUAAGUGAAAUAGAAACCCACAUUUAUCUCUUAAUAGUAAGAUAUUUUUAAUCAAUAAUCUGUAUUAGGUAACAUAAAUACGUUGUACCUUCUACUUCUUGCCUUGGUGUCUAUUUAUAACCUUAUUAAGCUUUUUAUUGACAACUUAUGAGUCAGAGUGUAAAGUUAUAAUGUACCAGAUACUACUUGUUUUAUGUAUGUGUCAAACUUACGGUAAAUGUCACAGCAUUACAGUUCAGACAGAAUGCUCUGGAGGCUGCUAGUCCGAUAAAUGUGCUGAAAGUUGAUUUGACUAUAACCUAUUUGACGUGUGUGUCAUUCUUCAAUUUUAUUUUGGUUGCCUAUGGUAUAUUUUUUCAUAAUGUAGGGCAUAUGAAUCUUUCAUUAAAACUACAAUUUUCAUCAACCAAUUACAGAGGAAUCUAUGAUUCCAUCAAUUCCACUCACUUAAUAUUAUGGCUGUCUAUAAUGAAGUCUACAGAGGCUAUUCACAGAGUGUAUAGCCUUUAUAUACUGUGGAAGGUGGAAAAAAGUGAUUCAUGUGUGCUAACGGAGACAGUAUUUUUGACAUUUUUGUUUCCUGUGGGUACCUCAACAGGUAUUCACCAUAACCCCAACUUAAACGUUUCCAUUGCCUUUACUAUUGUAAACUACAGGCUCUUAGAAUAUCAUACCAUCACAUUAAUUUAAUUUCAAUUCAAUUCAAUUCAUUUAUUUUUGUAAUGCCCAAAAUCACAACAACAGUUGUCUCGAAGGGCGUUCAUGUUUUGGUUUAGCUCUAGGUUCUCAUUUGUUUUAGGAUAAUCAUUGUUUUCUUCUGUAUGCAUACUUGUACAAUAUGCUUUACAAAAUAAAGAGCAGAUUUUUUUCACCACAUGUUAAUAAUAAUAAUACAUUUUAUUUAUAGGGCGUCUUUCUGGGCACUCAAGGUCACCUUACAAUACAAUAUACUAUACAAUAUUAAAUUAGACGUUAAAUUAGAUAGCUCUUGAAAAUGUUCUCUCACAUCUUGAAAAGCUGUAAUGUCUCUCCCUGGGGAACUUAAUAUGUGUUUUGAGGAUUUUGCAACUUGGGUAGCUGAAUGUUUUUUUCUGCUGUUUUCUUAAAUGGCAGUCUAGUGCACUGACACCUGUAAGAUCUCUCCAAGAGUGAAAUUUAAUGUUUGAACGUACUUUCACAGUUGAAUGGAGAGCAUUCUGUAAAGGUGUAAAAGUGACAUGGUUUGUGACUUUAAGUGAUCUUAUAAAAUGUAAUGUCUAAAAAUAGGCUGAAUAAACAACCAUCUACUAUAUUUUCUUUCAGUGACAUUUUUCAUUAACUUUGGAGACUCCAGCGCUAAACCUCUAUAGGCAGGCUUUUCACAGUGAACAUUUUAAUGCCGCAAUAUUCACUGAUCAAACUAGAAAACUACUGCACAUUCACUGCACAGAUCUGACAGUUUGUUCUCUUCUGCUCUAAUUAACAACCUCAACGACCUCAGUUGUCCUAACAAGUCCUAGUAACAGGUAGAGUUGUAAAGAAAGGCAGGAGACUCUUGAUGUCUCUCCAUGGCCUAGCAUCAAAGUAUAUCUCUGAUAUGUUAUUGCCAUAUGAACCAUCUCAGUUUAAUGCAGCUAAAACCUGGAACAAUCUUUCUGAACAUGUGAGACAGGCCUCUACUUUGACUGCUUUGACAGUUUAAAUCCAGGCUUAAAAUGGUUCUGUUUAGCUGUGCAUACAACUGAAAGGUUUUU